CUCGAUUGUCCUCGUCCAACUAUAAAAAGCGGGCACCUUUGCAGGAAUCUUCAGCCACCUGCCUCUUUCUUUCCAGACUUUCAGUCCUCGGGCGAGCCCCUUCUUCUUUCAAGUACCACAGAUUACCUCAAGUCUGGCGCGACUUUUAACACUCUUUUAGAUUUUUUUCGUCGCCUCGUGCUAGCCACUGUUCACGCUCCAGCAACUUUUCGCGCUGAUACUACUCUUGUGCCAGUCACUAUGUUCUUCAACGUCAACACCGUCCUUGUCCUCCUCUCUGUUUCUUCUCUUGUCAGAUCCCAUGGCGCUAUCACUGGUGUAACGGGAAACAACAAUGUUAAGGCUGCUGCGUUCGGCAUCAUAGCCACCACUCCACGCACAGGCUCGACUCCCAAGCCUUUCGAACAAGACACUUCAAUCAUUCGUGACCGUGAAAUCAACAGUGGUAAAACGGGAGCUUGCGGAAGAACUCCAGCUGGAGGCAACAACGAUGUUGCUUCUCAGUUGGCUGCCGCUUCCCAGGCUGGCUUACCCACUACCGCUGCUGAUGGCAGCUUGUCCAUGACGCUUCAUCAAGUGAAUCAGGACGGUGCUGGCCCAUACAAAUGCGAAGUUUCUGGUGAUGGUGGCAACACUUUCUCGGCUGCCACCGUCACCCAACAGGUGCCUGGUGUCCUAGGACUCUCGCUGAAAAAGGCUACGGAUUUUUCGCUUGUUGCGACUAUGCCAGCUGGCAUGGCCUGUACCGCUGGACCCAAUGGCGAUGCGUGUAUCAUGAGAUGCCGCAACCAGGCCCUUGCCGGCCCAUUCGGUGGUUGUGUCGCGUUCGCAUCAGGCAAUAGCGCAGCUGCCGGAGCUGCCGGAAACGAGACAGUCGCGGCAUCUGCUGCUCCUACAUCUGGCACCGCAGCAUCGACCGCUGCUGGGUCAUCCGACGCGAGUGCUGCGCCAGCACAACAAGGAGGCUUACUCGGUGGCUUGAUUUCAGGCCUCAAGAACAAACUUGGGAGGGCUGAAAAUGGGCCCUCUAAGCGCUACAUCAACUCACGCGUUGCUGGAGCGCGUUCUGGCUAUUGGAUUUAA
Messenger RNA from Mycena indigotica, 1083 nucleotides. RefSeq lists its product as uncharacterized. The record is from RefSeq and is a predicted model, not a curated record. Bases 241 to 1083 code for a protein of 280 amino acids. Lineage: Eukaryota; Fungi; Basidiomycota; Agaricomycetes; Agaricales; Mycenaceae. The transcript is spliced from 7 exons.